AUGUCAACUACAUCAAAAUCAUCAAGAACAAAAUCAUUUGAUGAAACUGUUGGUAGUAUAUUACCAUCAUAUAUGAUGUAUACUCAAACAAUUGGUAUGAAUGUAAAUGUACCAGAAGAUAAUGGAUUAGCUAAUGAAAUACCACCACCAAAUUAUUCUGAUGAAUCAGAUUAUUCUGCUCAAAGUGCUCAAUUUUCAAAUUUACAUUCAUCAAUUUCACCAAAUACUUGUUUAUCAAGUAUAGAAACACCAGUGGAUCAUAAUGUUAAUAUAGAUAGAUUAAUAAAUCGUAACGAUUCAGACAGAUCAUUAAUUGUUGCUGAUGAAAAUACAAAUUGGAGAGAAACAGUUUUAGAUAAUGUUCAUAAAUUACCAAAUAUGACUUUUGAAAAUAAUAUUAUAUCAAAUUCAGUCAAGAUAGAGAUUUUUUUCACAAAAAAGAUCGGAGAAAUUAAUAAGAAACCAGAGCUAAUUGAUCCGUCAAUAUAUGAAUAUUCACAAGGUGAUUUAAUCAAUGGUUAUGUUACUAUAAAAAAUACAUCAGAUAAACGCAUACCUUUUGAAAUGUUUUAUCUAAUGUUUGAAGGUAAUUUUAUGGUUGCAAAUCCUAAAAAUGUAUUUGAUAAAGUACCCAUUAAAAUUAGAAGAUUUUUGGAAAUGUUCGAUUUUUUUGCAAGUUAUAAUGAAGCUCAUAUAAAUAGAUUAUCUAGUGAAGUCGAAACUCCUUAUAGUUGUGAGUAUUAUACCGAUAAAACUGACCCAAUCGAUGGUACAUACUUAUAUUUUGGUCCCGAUAAAGCAAUAAAACCAAAUAGAACUUAUAAAAGAUUUUUUUCAUUCAAGAUCCCAAAUAAUUUAUUAGAUUCAGAAUGUAAUGAUCAUAAUUUAUCAAAACAUAUACAAUUACCACCAACUGUUGGGUUGUCAAGGUGGGAACUUAGUCAUUUCCCAGAAAGAGAACAAAAAAGAUUGAGAGACUUAUCUUUAAUGAAUACUUCUAUUGGUUAUGGGAUAAUGGCUAGAUUUAUCGGUAGAAAAUCAACUUGGGAAUCCGAAUUCGGUACUUUUGAAACUCCAAGUAAUAAUGAUUGUCAAACAAAAAUUGUUAAUUCAAAAGGUGAUGAGUAUAUUAUUUUAAAAGAAUUGACAAACCACUUUAGAGUUAUACCAACGACUAGAAUAUUAAGUGAAAACGAAAAAUUAAUGAAACAAGUUGAGAAUAGGUUAUUGUACGAGAACUUAGUCAAAAGAAUUAAAGAUAAAAUUGAAAUUGGUGAGCAGUUACUCAAAUCAAUUGAAGAAAAUAAAUUCGAUAGUUCAAUAGAUCUCGGUGAAAAUUUAACACAAUUAGAAAUCGCAGCUGCAAAAUUAAGGCAAUCAUAUACUUAUCAAUCUGACUCCAUUAAAAAUUUAAAAUCAAAUAUCAAAAAGUUGGAGUAUUAUGAAUUGUUGGUACCAUUAGCUAAAAAAUCUUUUGGUGGUGUUAAAAAUUUAGGAGUUUUACUGGUUAAAACCCCAAAACAAGAGUAUACAAUAAAAUAUAUACCGCCAACAAGAUUUAGAGUGGACUCAAUUGACGAGUUGGCAUCCACUUGGAAUUUAAAUAUCCCACUAGAUUUUGUACUUGAUUCACCAUCAAAAGAAAGAAACCCACCACCUACAAUCAUAAAAAAUAUUUCUUGUGAGUUAGUGGUUCAUUCAAUAAGGUCAAUAAAUACACCAAUACCAAUUGAAAUUGAUCAUGAUUUAAUUUAUAAUAAAAGUUGUGACUACAAAGUAUUUCAUGAUUCAGAUUCUAUGUUGAACAACCUAAUUAAACCAAUGCAAAAAGAUUCUACAAAAUUAUAUCAAAUAUUUAAAAAAUUAGGUCCAGAAAACUUUAAAUUGGAAAGACAAUUAGUUGAUGAUUUGAAAUCAAUAUGUCAAUUAGAGGAAAAAAUAAUAAAUUUAUCAUGUAAUGAUGUAAAAAUAUUUAUUAAUAAUAAUAAUUUUUCACUUUCCAAAUCAAAAGUAAAUUGGUCUAACAUUAAAGAUUCUCAAUCAUUAACUACGUCAUUAAAUUUACAAAUAAAUUUACAAAAAUUAUCAACAAAAGGUUCAACCACUACUGAUAAUGUUUUAUCAUUUGAUAAAUUUAAUUUAGUACCUGAUUUUCAAAGUUGUUAUAUGGCUAUUUUGUAUCAUCUAAAAUUAGUUAUAUUUUUAUCAACCGGUGAUUGUUUAAGACUUAAAGUACCCGUAAGAAUUGAAAAAUAA
Messenger RNA from Lodderomyces jiufengensis, 2256 nucleotides. RefSeq lists its product as uncharacterized. Gene Ontology annotation, molecular function: ubiquitin-ubiquitin ligase activity. Lineage: Eukaryota; Fungi; Ascomycota; Pichiomycetes; Serinales; Debaryomycetaceae. Gene Ontology annotation, cellular component: ubiquitin ligase complex. The record is from RefSeq and is a predicted model, not a curated record. Bases 1 to 2256 code for a protein of 751 amino acids. Gene Ontology annotation, biological process: protein monoubiquitination; protein polyubiquitination. The transcript has a single exon.